Messenger RNA from Penicillium canescens, 1947 nucleotides. RefSeq lists its product as uncharacterized. The record is from RefSeq and is a predicted model, not a curated record. Lineage: Eukaryota; Fungi; Ascomycota; Eurotiomycetes; Eurotiales; Aspergillaceae. The coding region runs from base 1 to 1947 and encodes 648 amino acids. The transcript has 3 exons.
AUGGAGUCUGGUUCCUCGGUUCAGCCGCGGAAGGAAGGUACUUGGACGAAGCUUAUCAUAUUCGUUGCGCUAUACUUCCUUCUCUUCGAGUCUAUUCUGGAAGCUGUACUUGCUCUCUACCUUUACGGAAAUGAACAGGUUGACUCAAAGAUGACUCUGAGUGUUGUGCUAUCUUUAGUGGCAUCGUGUUUCUCCUUUCCUCUGGUUGGUCUGCAGAGCCUGGUCGCCUGGCAGUAUAACAACAUCGGAGGAUUUGGAACGCAAAAAACUGUCUUGCAUAACGUCUGCACUUAUGUUCUACGACUCGACCUCAUGCUAUGGCUUGCUACCAGUGUAGCUGGUUUAGUGGUCGCCGCGCAGCAGGUUUAUUGUCUUCCCGAAGGCACAGAUGCGAGUUAUUGGAGAGUUGGUAUGAGCUGUGCUUUCCACCGAGCGACAGUGAUUAUAUCUGUGGUCUCGAUGGUUACCGUUUGCACCAUGUACUGUGCAAGAGAGCUUUGCGAUCGCCCAUAUGACGUCUCCCUUCUCGGGAUCUACAGGCGCCAGGAAGUUCUCCGAGACGGCAGUAUUUUGUCCGGAAACAGCUGGGAUAGCGAAGAGACACUCAAGAACGAGAUUCUCUACCUUUGUCGCCAACAUGACGGCAAUGGAACCGGAUACUCUUGGUCUGCAGACCCCAUCGCCAACAGAGUCAACUGUCAUCCCAGUAUCCGACACCCUGCUCCCGUUCGCUUCCGCCCCCAGCUCCGAGUCAAUACUGAUCCUGGCUCGACAUAUGGGGAGAUUGUUUCUGGAACAACUAUCUCCCCGGAAGACACUCUGACCCGUAUCUCGCCCGGAUCACAGAGCCUUGCUAGCGAAUUCUACCCUAUCUCGCGCACAUCUACCGUCAUGACUUCGCAAACAGGCAACGAGCUACGCGCCCUACUAUCUGAUGCACCCGUUCCCAAGGUCCCAACAAUCCCUGAAAAGUACGCUGGCCACAAGAGACAAAAGUCGUCACUGUCCUCUCUCAGACGUUUCCUCCCAAGGUCUUUCCCCUUGUCGCUGCCUUUAUCGUCGGACCCUCAGAUCCGAGCCCUCGCAGACCCCAAUGCUGCGUCAGAUGUCGAAAAGCAGGUCGUGACACCCAACAGCAUGCCCAAGAACACUCCUCAGUCCACAACUCCCCAGGUCACCGGAUCUAACAGCCAAGACUUCUCUCCAACCUCCCCAGCACAGGAAUCAAGUCAACCCCAGGUCCAAAAGAAAGACCACCCAGAAGGGCACACCCGAACCAUGACAAUGAAUUCCGCGGACGCCCCAGAGGUAGUUCCGUCAGCCCCGACAACACCACCAAAAGUCCGCCGCUCUCAAACAGUAUGCCCAAUACCAGCACCACGCUCCGUCCACCAUCCACACCACCCAAACUUCAUAACAGGUCCCCAACCGCCGCGCAAAUACUCCCAAUCAAGGCGAGCAUCAGGCCCACAAUUGCAAAUGCAAAUGCACAUGUCCCAAUCCCCAAUGCGCCGCAGCACAACCGCCCAACCAACUCUCAUCCAAUUCCCAUCCCGCAGCUCAUCCUACCACUUCGACCAAUCCCAAGUCCCGCGUCACCCCCAAUCUCAAUCACAGUACCACCCAAACCCCAACCAUCUCCAACAGCAGUACAUGCCCCAAUCAACCCGCUGGACAAGCCAGCGCCGCUUCGACCCCAGCCGCUCUAAGCCCCUAGCUCCGCGCCGCAAUGAUGUCGAAAUCAUCUACCCGAGUACCCGUCGUCCGCGCAGCAGUACCCAUGGCGGUGCAAGUGGCCCGCUAAGCUGUAUUAUGGAGACGGUUUCGAAUCCGCGGGCUUCAGCUGAUGAGACUCAAGCUGGUUCGGCGUCUUUUGGUGGUGAGAGUGGUGGGAUUGAUCAGACUACUUACCGUGGUGCGAAUCGUACUAGUAUUAACUUUUAUUAA